Molecule: messenger RNA, 1542 nt
Organism: Branchiostoma floridae (Florida lancelet)
Lineage: Eukaryota; Metazoa; Chordata; Leptocardii; Amphioxiformes; Branchiostomatidae
Product: solute carrier organic anion transporter family member 4A1-like
Exons: 11
Coding region: 1-1542 (513 amino acids)
Biological process (GO): sodium-independent organic anion transport; transmembrane transport
Cellular component (GO): membrane
Molecular function (GO): protein binding
Source: RefSeq, a predicted model, not a curated record
AUGGAGCUCAGGUUAACUGGUUCUAAGCCCGGCCACAUGCCACCCAUCACUAAGCCCCACAUCCCACAUGUUCCCACAUCCACACAGAGCACGGUCCUACCCAAACACUGCCUCAUCAACAAUGCCAACCCAUUUGCCUUGCUGUACGAAGCAUACACAAUUGCGCCAGGAGACUGGGUAUUUUUUUUUUCUUUUCUUAAAUCUGGACAGUAUUUGUCAAUCGCUCAUUAUUUCGUCCUCCAGGGUCAGUGGAUCGGCCUGGGAACCCUGCUGUUCGGAGUCGGCUGCAUCAUAUUCUCACUCCCGCACUUCACUACAGGUUACUACCAGGGUGUGUUGAAUCCCACUGAAAAAAACGAUUCCCUGUGUUACGAUGACUACUACAACUCCACCUAUAGCAACUCCACCAACUCUACUUGGUGCCAGGCAAGUACCGACCCGAGUCUGACCAACUACCUGUACGUGUUCAUCUUGGCGCAGUUGCUCCUGUGCAUGUGCGAAGGCUCCAUGUACACGGUGGGCGUGGCUUACCUGGACGAGAGCGUGGAGAGGCAGUACUCCGGACUGUACAUAGGUAUCCUGUACGCCAUGACAGCAGUGGGCCCAGGAGUCGGCACUGUGAUCUGCGGGGAGAUUUUGAAGUUGUGGAUCGAUUGGCCAUACAAGGACGGAGGGGCUCUCCAGCCGAGUGACUCCAACUGGCUGGGGAACUGGUGGCUGGGCUUUCCCAUCUUUGGCUGUUUGGGGAUCCUGGCAGCCCUGCCGCUUCUCGGGUACCCCCGCAAGUUACCAGCAAGCUCAGGGGAUUUUGAGUAUGAUCUCAGCGACACGGAAUCAAGCGAAGAUGACAUCAUUGCAACGCACGCGCACCAUGGAGAUCCGAAGAACGAAAGCGAGGCGGAGGAUGUCGUUACUCGUCUGAAGAUCGGUCUGAGGGAGCUGAAGGCGACAUUAGCUGUGCUGUUCAAGAAUCCAACUUACAUGGUCCUCACUUUUGCUGGAGCCAUAGAUGCCCUAGCGUACAGUGGCAUUUCCACCUUCUCAGCAAAACUGUCCGAGUUGAUGUUAGAUACGAACACCGUGAACAAGUCGUGGUACUUUGGUCUCACCAUGGUGUUGGGGGAUGCAUGCGGAGCCCUGUUUGCAGGCUGGCUCGUGAAGUAUUUUGGCGUGAACUGUAAGAAGAUGCUGGGUGCAGUGUUGGUUCUGUCUGUCCUCUCGCUGCUAACUAACUUGGUUUUCCUCGUGCACAGUGAGGACGCCCCGAGAGUGAUGCUUGCACAGGCCGAUAGCAUGAACUGCACGGCAGGCUGUCUGUGUGACCCCACCCUGUACGACCCAGUUUGCGGCAGCAAUGGUGUAGAGUACUUCUCUGCUUGUCACGCCGGAUGUCUCCAGUACAACCCCGCAAAUCUGUCCUACUCUAGCUGUGGCUGUAUCACCGAGUACUACCUGAGUAAAAACGUCACUUCCGGUUUCUCGACAUCUGCCAUGACGGGUUCGUGUUCACGUCACUGCUCACCCUGGGACAUACCCCUGUAG